AUGGACGCCAUGGAUGUGGAUUCAGAUGACUAUGAAUACGAGUAUGACGAGACGGAAACAGAGAGCUUUUAUAUCAACCUAGACUUGACCUCUGCGAACGGCCCAAUCCGACCGCCGCGCCAACGAAACGGGGAUACGAUACAGGAGGAACAGACAAUAGAAGACCCCUCACAAGAUGGACCGGAUGAGAACCCAGACGGGGAGAACUUUGCACCCCUUGAAAGUACCGAGACAGACGCGCCCAGUGAACGAAUCCAAGUCCUGGGCCUUCACACGUGUAACCCCAUCGUCUCCUACUACAACCAUAUCUUCAGUUGUUCCUGGGCCGAUCAAAUCGGGACCGAGCUGGUCUUCACGCACCCUGAUACAAUCCCGGACCCUGACCACACCGUUCUCACCCCGCUGCGCGAGGGUCCUGCCUUUGAACUCCUCGCCGCCAAUAGCGUGAAGAUCAUGGGCCGCAAAGCUACCAUCGUCUCUAGCUCCAAUCCCGGAUUGGUCAGUGACAAUGCAAAUGACCUCAACUCUAUUUCAACCGACACAACCCCAGUACCCUCUCAGGGUCCGACUUCUGGGCGCGUGGCUGGUCGCCCAGAACCCGCAACGCACCAGGCAAACUUCAUCAACCGUUUACAGUCUCUGAAAAAUGCAAAGGGUCAGUCGGACACUGUGCGCAGGUCCGUGAACACUCGGCGCGGUGUCAAUUACACGGAUCGUCUCGCUGCGUGGGCUCGUACGGAAGCCCAAAUGGCCCAUGUCUCGGAGUUAAGUAGACGUGCUGCGAGUGGGGAUGAAGCCGCGCUGGCUUUGCUGGAGAAGAUGAUCCGUGAUUACGAUAAGUCCGAGGGUACCCAAUCUGCCUCGUGA
Messenger RNA from Penicillium angulare, 867 nucleotides. RefSeq names its product TFIIIC subunit 6 family protein. The record is from RefSeq and is a predicted model, not a curated record. The transcript has 2 exons. The coding region runs from base 1 to 867 and encodes 288 amino acids. Lineage: Eukaryota; Fungi; Ascomycota; Eurotiomycetes; Eurotiales; Aspergillaceae.